AGUGUUACUCAUUCAUGAAGCGGAGAUUGUCGCGAGCACACUCGCCGGAGCGCUCCUUACUCGUGUCAAACUACAUCACAGUUCAGAUAUCUCUCCUUUGUGCCAUCACAGCCAUAUCCGAAGCCUGUUAAUCCGUGACCCCAGUGCUACUGGGAGCUUGAUGCAAUGGACUCGGGAAAUUUAGAACGAGGCGAGAGGCGAAACUUAAUACUUACUUCGAGUGGGGACAAGACCCUAGAUGAGGUCGCAAAGAAGAUCCACUCUAGCCACGAUGAAGAGGAGAACUUCCAACUGUCACCUCAGGACUCUGGCGGCGGCUUCGACGAGGCCCUGGAGCUGGCCGGGUCCUGGGGCACUUGGCAGAAGCUGGUGUUUGUUAUAGCUGACUUCUCCCAGAUCUUCUGCGGCAUGCACGCUGUUUCAUCGGUGUACCUGAGUUACACGCCUGAGCACUGGUGUCGGGUCCCCGGCCUGAACGACGCUGUAGGAGACCUGUGGAACGCCUCUCUUCCCCUUCUGAACGUCUCCAGCCCCUGGAGCGACAAGACGGGCUACGACAAGUGCCAGUACUACGACCACAACUACACAGCGGUGAUGCCGGACCUGGUCGGUGGAGAGGGCGCCGCCGCCCGUCACCUCGCCACCAACGUCCCGACCGUCGCCUGUGACUCCUGGGUGUUUGAUCCCUCAGUCUUCCAGUCUACUCUGGUCUCUGAGUUCUCGCUGGUGUGUAGUCGUCGCUGGAUGAUGGCCACCGUCCAGGCCUCCUACAUGAGCGGUCUCCUCGUGGGUUCCCUCGUCAUGGGUCAGCUCUCAGACAGGUAUGGUCGCCGCCCCAUGUCUGUGCUGUGUGCUGUGGCCGCAGCGCUGGCUGGCACUGUGGUGAGCUUCGCCAAGACCUACAUGCAGUUUUUGGUACUUCGCUUCGUCACUGCCAUCCUCAGUGCUGGCUUGAUAGUCAUCAACUUCGUCCUGGUGAUGGAGGUAGUGAAGCCCGAGGCACGUACCAUGACUGGGAUGAUGUACAUCUUCUUCGUUGGUCUUGGCACAGCCAUCCUCCCGGGCAUGGCCUACUUCAUCAGGAGCUGGCGGUACCUGGAGCUGGCUAUUGGUCUGUCCUCAUUCAUCCUCGUUGCUUACUACUGGAUCCUGCCGGAGUCUCCGAGGUGGCUCGCAUCUCAGGGGAGGUUCCCAGAAGCGCUGAAAAUCCUGAAGAACAUCGCUCGGAGGAACGGGAAGGAGCUGCCCUCUGACGAGCUCGUCUUGAAGCUCAUCUCCCGGGCCUACACCAAGGCAGACGAGGCGACGGCCACACAAUCCUCCAAGUGGUACAGUGGUAUUGUCAACGCUAUGCGCGCCCAGUUCACCCUAGUUCGAACCCCGGUGAUGCGACGAAGAUGCAUGAUAUCCUUCUUCCUGUGGUUCGUGUCAGCCAGCGUCUACUAUGGCCUAAUCUUCUCCGGAGCCAACAUUAAGGCCGAUCCCUUCCUCAUGAUCUUCAUAUCCGGCUUGGUGGAGCUGCCCUCAGCCAUUGUCUUCAUCUCCCCGCUGGAUAAGUUCGGUCGACGGGCUACCAUGAGCGGGCUCUUCAUCGCCUCUAGUGCCUGUCUGCUGGCCAUCCUCGCUGUGCCCCAGGACCAGAUCUACGUGAACUUCUUCCUGGUGAGUUUUGGCAAGUUCUUCACCACGGCGGUGUUCCAGCAGCAGUACCUCUACACGGGGGAACUGAUGCCCACUAAGGUCCGCAACAUAGCGGUGGGGUCCAGCUCCAUGAUGGCCAGGAUUGGUUGUAUCAUCACCCCCUACAUCAUCACUUUACUUGGCGACGUCCACUACGUUCUCCCUUCAACACUCUUCGGCAUCUUGUCUCUGGUUGCUGGCCUCCUGACCCUCCUCCUCCCGGAGACCAACCACAUGCCCCUCCCGGAGACCGUCGAGGAGGUCGAGGCCAUGUCCAAGUAGCAGGUGCCGGUAAGAGGAGACGGUAAUACCUGAGAAGCAGCAGCAAGGAACGGAGGAGAAGAGGGCUACAACGGGGCGACAGUCGCCAUGGUCGAAGUCAGGGGAACUGGCACAAAGAAAUAGACAAACUCCGCCAAAAUACAGCACGUAACUACGACGUGGAUACAACGUUCGAACAAGGUUUAACACCUAACAAGUUGUAACAACGUUGUAAUACGUCAUUAAAACGUUAUAACUAGUUGUAACAACUUUAUUACAAGUUGUAAGAAGGGAAUCAUAGGGACUGUUACGUAGCAAGAAAGGGAGGUGAAAGAGGCUAUAAAGACAAGCUAAGUACUAGCUACUGCACAACUAGCAGGUACUAGUACAGGAAGACAAACCCGCAGCAGCAGCUGGGAGGCGGUUGAAAAAAAGGGAACAUUGCAGUAGCUUAGUACGUCAAUGUUUGUACUAUGGUGCACAGUUACAAACAAUACUAGCUAAACAAGAAGAUGGGUUAGACACGAAUAUAUAUUCUUAAGUCAGGGUUAAUAUUACGAAACUUUAGUAUAAAAUAAUUGUACUGAAUUACCAUGCCGUUCUGAUAAUUAUAAAUUUUAAUUAAUCGCAUAAUUUGGAUAUUUUUAAUGGUUUCUAAAGACAUUUAUAUUAUUCCCAUAAUCAUAAUUUCACAUUUUAAUUAAUCACGCAAUUUCCAUACUAACUUUAUCAAUCAUUCAGCGAUAGCCUUCUCUCAUCCCGUACGUCGACUUUUUGACGGAAUCGAGAAAUCCGUUAAAAAUGUAACGUACUAGUUAACAUUAAAUCGCCACAUUAUUGACGUAUAUUCUACGCAUCAGCCUCGAUAGGUUAAGUGAGUUGCUUGAAUUCCAGCGUUUCUGUGUAGGCAAAACGUUGCAUUUUUAACGUAGUGGCAAAGACCACACGCAAAAUGUAUAAAUGUAUUCUUGUAUUAUAUAAAAAGAUACCAGUCCUGUGGGAAAGAUUUUAUUCAUUAUUAUUAUUUCUAAGUAUCAACACAUAUCAUUAAGUGUCCUUAUAUAUCCAAGCUGCAUUCCUGUAAUUCCUAUGCUGUGAAAAGCAAUGAAAUUAAUUCAUUACUAAAGCUAUUUGUGCUAUUCACUAUUCACAUUCACGUGCAUGCAAACAAUCGUGUGUAAAUAUUCAAUAUUUGUAGGUGUAUUUUUGUAAAACAGAAUUAUUUUUUGUGACGUAUUUCAAAUAAAGCAAACAAUUAAGA
Procambarus clarkii (red swamp crayfish) is the source of this 3202-nucleotide messenger RNA. RefSeq names its product organic cation transporter protein. Gene Ontology annotation, molecular function: transmembrane transporter activity. The record is from RefSeq and is a predicted model, not a curated record. Gene Ontology annotation, cellular component: membrane. Gene Ontology annotation, biological process: transmembrane transport. Lineage: Eukaryota; Metazoa; Arthropoda; Malacostraca; Decapoda; Cambaridae.